AUGGCCCCUAAAUCAGGAGAAUUUUCGCUGGCCGACGACAAAGAUUCAUUAAAUAAUGAUAACUCAGCAAACGAGUCAGAAGAAAUUUGGUCUUCCAUUCUUCAAGGAGUUGCGUCCUCAAAAAUCGUUCCUACAAAGAGUUUGUUGAUUCUAGGUUCGUUGGUAUAUUCAAAGGUUCUAGAGGAAAGGGCGACAGAGAUUCCGGCAAAUCCACCCUCAUCAGACACCUUAAAG
This is a messenger RNA of Funneliformis mosseae, 234 nucleotides long. The record is from the annotation of a GenBank genome assembly. NCBI's taxonomy places the organism in Eukaryota, Fungi, Glomeromycota, Glomeromycetes, Glomerales, Glomeraceae.